CAGCAGGGAUCGCUAAAUCGUGCCGUUAGACAGCUUUCCUGUGAUAAUUAGCAUGGUGAAUGUAAUCAGAAUGGGAACGUGGUUUAGUUUGGCCACCUGUGUGUGUUUGUACACACGGUAAUGUGAACAUGCUCUCACAAGGUCACUUCAACAGCUGCAAGCCUGCUAAUCUCAAAUAGCGGGCAGGUGUGUGUGUUUGCCCGUCGCAGCACAUUUGAGUGUGUGAAUGUGUUUGCCCCUUGUUGAGUGAUGGGAAACGGGCUUGUGUGUAAGUGUUACAGUGGUACACAGGAAGUUUGGGGAGCACCCUCAACCACAGCGCCUGACGAGAGAAGCCAUGCGGAAUUACCUGAAGGAACGAGGAGACCAAACUGUGCUCAUCCUACACGCUAAAGUUGCACAGAAAUCAUACGGCAAUGAAAAAAGGUUUUUCUGUCCUCCCCCUUGUGUGUAUCUGAUGGGCUGUGGAUGGAAGAAGAAGAGGGAGCAGAUGGAGCGAGACGGCUGUUCGGAGCAGGAUUCUCAGCCCUGCGCCUUCAUCGGCAUCGGCAACAGCGACCAGGAGAUGCAGCAGCUAAACUUAGAGGGGAAGAACUAUUGCACAGCCAAAACAUUGUACAUCUCAGACUCAGACAAACGCAAGCACUUCAUGCUGUCGGUGAAGAUGUUCUACGGAAACAGCACAGACAUCGGCGUCUUCCUCAGCAAGAGGAUCAAGGUCAUCUCCAAACCUUCCAAAAAAAAACAAUCCCUCAAAAACGCAGACCUCUGUAUAGCAUCAGGAACAAAAGUGGCGUUAUUUAACCGACUUCGCUCGCAGACGGUCAGUACACGUUACCUGCACGUCGAGGGAGGAAACUUCCACGCCAGCUCACAGCAGUGGGGAGCCUUCUACAUCCACCUCUUGGAUGAUGAAGAGUCCGAGGGAGAGGAGUUCACUGUGCGAGACGGCUACAUUCACUACGGCCAAACCGUCAAACUGGUCUGCUCCGUGACGGGCAUGGCUCUUCCUCGCCUGAUCAUCCGUAAGGUGGAUAAGCAGACCGCCUUGCUGGAUGCAGAUGACCCCGUCUCCCAGCUGCAUAAGUGUGCCUUUUACCUGAAGGAUACGGAGAGGAUGUACCUGUGCCUUUCUCAAGAGAGGAUCAUCCAAUUUCAAGCUACUCCAUGCCCAAAGGAACCAAAUAAGGAGAUGAUAAAUGACGGUGCCUCCUGGACAAUCAUCAGCACUGAUAAAGCAGAAUACACCUUCUAUGAGGGCAUGGGCCCUGUACACACCCCCGUCACACCCGUGCCUGUGGUUGAGAGCUUACAGUUAAAUGGUGGAGGAGACGUAGCAAUGCUGGAGCUGACAGGACAGAACUUCACUCCAAAUCUGCGGGUGUGGUUUGGUGAUGUAGAGGCUGAGACCAUGUACAGGUGUGGCGAGAGCAUGCUGUGCGUCGUCCCAGACAUCUCGGCAUUCCGCGAGGGCUGGCGGUGGGUGCGGCAGCCGGUGCAAGUCCCUGUAACACUGGUCCGUAACGACGGUAUCAUCUAUUCCACAACGCUCACGUUCACAUACACGCCUGAACCCGGUCCACGUCCGCACUGCAGCGCAGCUGGCGCCAUCCUACGAGUGGGCAACACCAGCUUGCUGUCCACGACCGGCAACAGCGUGGGAGGGAACGGAGAAGUGACACCCUACGGUGCCAACAGCACAUCUAAUGCCAUCACAGCGCCGUCCUCUAAUGCAGCCGCGGCUGUUGUGUUAUAACACAUGCAGCAGUGCUCACGAACUUGCAAUGUGCUAUGCGUGAAACAGUUUCAACAGACUACAAACUAUUUGUAAAAGUGCUGCAUAUUGAAUUUCAAAAUAAAAUCCCUGACACGGAAAACAAGGGAGAUAGGUGGAAAAAAAAGGCUAAACCUGUGGCGAGGACGAAAUAUUUGAGAAUGGUUCUUCAGUGCCCUCUUGUGGUUUUUUCUACGGAGCCGGUCUGGUGCUAGCAAUAGACAGUGCCUGAGAGGAGGUGGUCAACAGGUGAAGAAGACAUGGAGACAAGACCACAGCAAUGAUACAUCAACCGUGUAUAAAAUGCGUCGACUGAAAAUUAUGUUUAGUCUCUUACGUUGCUUCCUUGUGGUCUGUGUGAGCGUGAUAUGGUCUGAUUUAUCAAAGCCUGGGAGGUCGAAAUUCUUAGGGUCACGUUAAAAUUGUGAGAUGACAGUUAUUAUGGACCAAGGAUAUUGUAUAAGCUUUAGUAAAGGUACAAUUUUUUUUUUUAUAUCAAACAUUAUAGUGCGCUUUUGUUACCAAAUAGGUUCUAUUCCUCCUCUGAGCUUUCCUUCUGUAUAUAGCUACUUUCAUAUACAUUGGUUCACUUGGACUACUUCAGUUUUGAUGCUUUGUAUUUUGUAAUAGCCCCCACCCCACCCCUUUUUUUGUUUUCCAUUUGGUUAAAUCGUGUUAAUUUUACAUUUGGGAGAAACUCACAGGGUCUGUUUUUUUUAUCGUUCAUUUUUAUAAAGAUUUUAAAAAGAAAAGAGCUUUAAGCAAUGCCUCUGCCUUGCCUGCAUUACGAUAUGCGCUUAGCUUCCUUUAAGCAUUUCAUCGCUGUGUCUAGAUCUCACAAAAGGAACAAUGCCAUCUUUCUGUCUUAUUUGGGAAUAUAAACCAGAAAACACGAUAUAGAGGAUUUGGAUGCAACACACACGUCUUUGAUACGGAAGCCAUAGUGUAGUUGAUUUGUUGUAGAGCAAAUGUAGAAGCUCACAUAUCAAAAACUUCGCUGUAGCUGGAUAUUUGUUACGUUUAAUUUCUGGCGGUUUUAGUGCCGUUUUAUAAUGUCUCCUUUUCUUAAAAUUCAGUUUUUUGGGGUCUUCCUAAACUCGCAUUUUCUAAAAUUUGAAAUGGUCUCAAAAACAGUUGAUUUGGAGAUGUGCUCUACUAUUAGAUGUGGCCUUACUGGAACAAAGGUUCCCCGUUUAGUUCUCCCCUUCAAAAGGAGGUUUACAAACACGACCCGAGGAACCAAGCCUUGCUUUUUGAACAUACUGACAUGCGAUUUUUGAUACUAAAAUUCCCUAAACUUUCAUUUUUUGUUUGAAUUGAGAACAUUUUAAUGUGUACUAGAUACAAACAUACCCAAAGAUAUUAUAUUGCGUUGUUGUCUCUGUUUUUUUAAUAUUUAAAGAGUAUGUCGGGAUUUGUGGCCUCUCGCAAACCAAAAGUAGGAAGCUUUACUUUGUUGGUCAUUGAUGUGUUUAUCGUGGCCUUGGUGUCUCAGCAACUAGUAGACUAGUAUUAAUGACAAAAAAAAAAACCUAGCUGUAAUGAACUCAUCAACCAGCACUAAUAGUGUUUUGUGACUUUCUUUUUUUAUGUACAGUAAUUUAACGUUUGAAUUUUAUGCGUCCAUUUGUAAAAAAAGAAAAAAAGAAAAGAAAAAGUGAAACCAUUCAGCUAUUUUUUUUUUUUUUUUCUCGUGUGUCUGUGUCUCUUAACCUAGUUAUGUCCUUGGUGUUUCUUGUCGAAACGGUUGGGUGUUUAGUGUCCCAGUUUGUCCUUACCUUAUAUGUUAUUGUCUGGAUAGUUAAAGGACAUCAUGGGACUAGAAUCAUGGAAGUUAAUGGCCUUUAAAUGUGUGUGUGUGUGUGUGUGUGUGUGUGUGUGUGU
Messenger RNA from Carassius gibelio (silver crucian carp), 3658 nucleotides. RefSeq names its product recombining binding protein suppressor of hairless. Bases 338 to 1756 code for a protein of 472 amino acids. Gene Ontology annotation, cellular component: nucleus; MAML1-RBP-Jkappa- ICN1 complex. Lineage: Eukaryota; Metazoa; Chordata; Actinopteri; Cypriniformes; Cyprinidae. Gene Ontology annotation, biological process: Notch signaling pathway; regulation of transcription by RNA polymerase II. The record is from RefSeq and is a predicted model, not a curated record. The transcript has 11 exons. Gene Ontology annotation, molecular function: RNA polymerase II cis-regulatory region sequence-specific DNA binding; DNA-binding transcription activator activity, RNA polymerase II-specific.